AUGAAAGAACAAGAAUUACAAACUCAGAGGUAUAUUAAAGAAAUGGAGAUAAAUGCAAAGGAAAUGGAAAUGGAAAGGAUGACUAAGAACAAAGGUAAAAGAAGACGGGGGGAUAAUACACUCAUAGAUAGUUGGAUCGAUGAGAGUUUAUUCGAUGCUUUAGAAGAAGAAGAUAUUGAUAGAAGCUCUAUCCCAACUCCUUGUACAUGGAUUAAUAGAGAUCGAGAAGCAGGACAUGAUUGCCUUUUUCAAGAUUACUUUGCAGAUGAGCCGAUGUAUAAUGCUGAUAUUUUUCGACAGAGAUUUCGAAUGAGAAGACAUGUAUUUCUUCGGAUAGUAGAUGCUCUCUCAAAUUCCUAUCCGUAUUUUCAACAGAGGGUCGAUGCAACUGGGAGAAGAGGCUUGUCACCACUCCAAAAAUGCACUGUUAUGAUACGAAUGUUAGCAUAUGGCGUAGCUGCUGAUGCCAUUGAUGAUUAUGUGUGCAUAGGAGGGAGCACUACAAUUGAAUGCUUGGAAAAUUUUGUUGAAGGUGUCAUUUUGGUGUUCGAGGAUGAAUACUUGCGAAAACCAAAUUCAAAUGAUGUACGACGCCUGCUACAAAUGGCGGAAGGUCGUGGCUUUCUUGGCAUGUUGGGUAGCAUUGUCCAAAGGCGUGGAAAAGUAUGUACAUGA
Messenger RNA from Arachis ipaensis, 675 nucleotides. Lineage: Eukaryota; Viridiplantae; Streptophyta; Magnoliopsida; Fabales; Fabaceae. The record is from RefSeq and is a predicted model, not a curated record.